AUGGCGGUUCCCGAAAACCGGAAUAUUAAAUGGACGGUAGAGAACAGCGACCCUUCCAUAAGGAAGAAAAGCGCUUUCUUUGGAGGUGGAGACUCUGCGGCCUCCUCUCACGUAGGCGCUGUUCCGAAUGGCAAGCUCAGCAGGCAACCCAAUGCGAAGCCCACGCGUGCUCGAAACCUCGUUAUCAUCCGGGCCUUUGGAUGCAUGCCGAACAACGGACACAACACUUGCACGUCGUGCAAUUUCGAGAGUCGGACAGUGGUUAACCUCAUGCACGGACUUGAAACGACAGUCGAAUAUUUGGCUAAGGAAAUCCCUCAUUUGAAGCAUGGGUCGUCUGUGAAAAUGAAGCGAAUUGCCACUAGUGCAGACGGCCGUUUGACGGCUACGGUUUUGGUCGAAGUCCGCCUGGCGGAACCAAGAGAGCUCGAACUCGGCCCUCUGGAGGUCAGGGAGUGGGCAGAGCACUUUUUAAAGCACACUAAAGAUAAGCAGGCAAAACUUCUUAUGGGCUCAUGGGUAAUCAAAAUCAAGUACAGCGAACGGGCGGUAGCUCAGAGAGUGGAGUCGUGUUGGAGUGCUGCAGAAACAUGGAUGUUUCUGUCAACCGAUGACGGCCGCGAAUCAGGUCCGACGCAUGAGCCGUAA
Molecule: messenger RNA, 648 nt
Organism: Eimeria maxima
Lineage: Eukaryota; Apicomplexa; Conoidasida; Eucoccidiorida; Eimeriidae
Exons: 8
Coding region: 1-648 (215 amino acids)
Source: RefSeq, a predicted model, not a curated record